GUCUGGCCAAUUUUGCGUCGCCACGUCAGAGUAGCAAAGCGCGAAAUGUAGGUAUGGUUGUCAGAGUGAGUCUACUUAUCUUCUUCUCCAUCAUUUUCCCUCUGCAAAUCCCUCUCUUCAAAUUCAAGAGACGGCUAUGGGGGAGUUUGCAGUGGUUCCACCAUGCUACAAGAACUCGUUAACACGCACUGGGGCGCAUUUUUGCGGAUGGGAGUGGAAGGGAAAGCCGGUCGGAAAAUGGCAAUGCCGUGAUGAAUCGAGACCACAGCCAUUGACGAUAAAGAGCCAGACGGCGAAACUUUCAACUUACUCUUCCUCUAUUAGCACAGAUUGCCCUCUAUUCGAAUCCCCCCAGGCGUCUUUCGAUCAAUAUCUGGAGGAUAAGCCCAGAGUCUUCAAAGCAAUCUUUCCUGAAAAACAAGGAAGCCAACAAUUGAAUGAGGAAGAGUGGAAAAUCUAUAUGCUACCUAUAAAGUUCCUGUUUCUUACUGCCUGGCCAGUGAUUGACUUGAGCUUGAGAUGUAAAUCAGAAGGGAUAGAUUACCCACCCGGAGUUCCUCGUGAUAUCUCAAAGGUUCUUGAGCUCGAUAUUAUAAGAUGGGAGCUCCAAGGCCUAAAUGACAUCCUCAAGCCUUCUCAGUUUGAUCUUGGUGUAAAAGGAGCUCUGUACCGUGAUAGCCAGGGAACCGAAAGCCGGCUUAAAGGUCAGUUAGAGAUUAGCAUAAGCUUUGUUAUCCCUCGAGUGCUUGCUUUGGUCCCUGAAGAUGUUCGUCAAGAUGUUGCAGAGUUGGUGCUAAGGAGAUUGGUGGAGAACAUGAAGGACAAAGUUAAUGAUAGCUUGCUUGCUGAUUAUAAUGAAUUCAAGGAGGAAAAAUCAAACAAUUUAGUAUGAGCCAAGAGCUGAAUCUGAUUACAACUUUAGAAAGAUUGAUUUGUGGAAGACCUGAUUGGGAUAAACAUAUAAGGUCAGAGAUGCAAGAGCAAAUUCAAGCUACCACCAAAUAGGCCUGAAAGAACACGGCAUCCAAGCUCCCAUUUACUAUAUUUUAUCGUCAUUCUCCACGAGUCAAACAAAAAUUUCAAGUGGAUGUUGCUUUUUGAUGUAUAUAGUUUGUCAUGAAAGCAGUUUCUGGUGUUUCCUGUGAUUCCAAAUCCAUACUGUAGAAACCUGGGGAUGGUUAUAUUAUUCUUAGCAGAAUGUGGAGGAUCUCAGAUUGAUGGAAUGUCCUUGGGUCGGUCUUGUCAAGGGCAUAGAUAAUAGUUUGAUGAAGACAGGUAACUGGGUCAAUUUGAUGAAGUAGGAGACAGAUCAGAACCUGGAAAAAUGUUGAAGAAGAGGAAUAACUUCAGCAAUAAUGAAAGAUAAUAAGAUCUGGGUGUAAGAAUGUUUCCUUAGUUUGUGGAUCAUGUUAAUCAAGGAAUUACGAAAUGUUCUUGAAUAUUGAGUUUGGCC
Molecule: messenger RNA, 1453 nt
Organism: Ilex paraguariensis (yerba mate)
Lineage: Eukaryota; Viridiplantae; Streptophyta; Magnoliopsida; Aquifoliales; Aquifoliaceae
Source: the annotation of a GenBank genome assembly